Peromyscus eremicus (cactus mouse) is the source of this 2598-nucleotide messenger RNA. It is a transcript of the gene Smad2, whose product is annotated as SMAD family member 2. The transcript is spliced from 11 exons. The coding region runs from base 166 to 1569 and encodes 467 amino acids. The record is from RefSeq and is a predicted model, not a curated record. Gene Ontology annotation, molecular function: I-SMAD binding; RNA polymerase II cis-regulatory region sequence-specific DNA binding; DNA-binding transcription factor activity, RNA polymerase II-specific. Lineage: Eukaryota; Metazoa; Chordata; Mammalia; Rodentia; Cricetidae. Gene Ontology annotation, cellular component: heteromeric SMAD protein complex. Gene Ontology annotation, biological process: transforming growth factor beta receptor signaling pathway; cell differentiation; SMAD protein signal transduction.
CAGUUCCGCCUGCGCGCGCCCACUCCUCCGGCAGCGCGGAGCCCGUCGGAAGAGGAAGGAACAAAAGGUCCGAGGCUCGGCUCGGACGGGGCGGGACCUGGCGCUGGGUGCAGGAUAUAUUUGCCAGGCUGUUUCUGAGUGUGGAUUGUAACCUUUGGUAAGAAGAUGUCGUCCAUCUUGCCGUUCACGCCGCCAGUGGUGAAAAGACUUCUGGGAUGGAAAAAAUCAGCCAGUGGGUCUGGAGGAGCAGGUGGUGGAGAACAGAAUGGACAGGAAGAAAAGUGGUGUGAGAAAGCGGUGAAAAGUCUGGUGAAAAAGCUAAAGAAAACAGGACGAUUAGAUGAGCUUGAGAAAGCCAUCACCACUCAGAAUUGCAAUACUAAAUGUGUUACCAUACCAAGCACUUGCUCUGAAAUUUGGGGACUGAGUACACCAAACACGGUAGAUCAGUGGGAUACAACAGGCCUUUACAGCUUCUCUGAACAAACCAGGUCUCUUGAUGGUCGUCUUCAGGUUUCACAUCGGAAAGGGUUGCCACAUGUUAUAUAUUGUCGGUUAUGGCGCUGGCCGGACCUUCACAGUCACCAUGAGCUCAAGGCGAUUGAAAACUGCGAAUAUGCUUUUAAUCUGAAAAAAGAUGAAGUAUGUGUAAAUCCUUACCACUACCAGAGAGUUGAGACACCAGUUUUACCUCCAGUAUUAGUGCCUCGGCACACGGAGAUCCUGACAGAACUGCCACCUCUGGAUGACUAUACCCACUCCAUUCCAGAAAACACUAACUUCCCAGCAGGAAUUGAGCCACAGAGUAAUUAUAUCCCAGAAACGCCACCACCUGGAUAUAUCAGUGAAGAUGGAGAAACAAGUGAUCAACAGUUGAACCAAAGUAUGGACACAGGCUCCCCAGCUGAGCUGUCUCCUACCACUCUGUCGCCUGUCAAUCACAGCUUGGAUUUGCAGCCAGUGACUUACUCGGAACCUGCAUUUUGGUGUUCAAUAGCAUAUUAUGAACUAAACCAGAGGGUUGGAGAGACCUUCCACGCAUCCCAGCCCUCGCUUACUGUAGACGGCUUUACAGAUCCAUCAAACUCAGAGAGGUUCUGCUUAGGGCUGCUCUCCAAUGUUAACCGGAAUGCUACUGUAGAAAUGACAAGAAGGCAUAUAGGAAGGGGAGUGCGCUUGUAUUACAUAGGUGGGGAAGUGUUUGCUGAGUGCCUGAGUGACAGUGCGAUCUUUGUGCAGAGCCCCAACUGUAACCAGAGGUACGGCUGGCACCCUGCAACAGUGUGCAAAAUUCCACCAGGCUGUAACCUGAAGAUCUUCAACAACCAAGAAUUUGCUGCUCUUCUGGCUCAGUCUGUUAAUCAGGGUUUUGAAGCCGUUUAUCAGCUAACUCGAAUGUGCACCAUAAGAAUGAGUUUUGUGAAGGGGUGGGGAGCAGAAUACCGGAGGCAGACAGUAACAAGUACUCCUUGCUGGAUUGAACUUCAUCUGAAUGGCCCUCUGCAGUGGUUGGACAAAGUAUUAACUCAGAUGGGAUCCCCUUCGGUGCGAUGCUCAAGCAUGUCAUAAAGUCCAGCACCAGUCAAGUCCAUCAAAAGACUUCAUGUAACAACUCUUCUGUCAUAGUAUUUGUGUAUGAUCCCGUGGACUCCUUGCUAUCCAAAAAUUCCUGAGUGAAAACAGCACUUGAGGUCUCACCAGUUAAAGCACCUUGUGGAUUCUGUUUCCUAUGUUUGAAUAUUAGAUGGGAAAAUUAGUGUCUAGAAAUGCCCUCCCCUGAGGGGGAAGAGAAGACUUAAAGACUUAGUGAUGUCUUGCUGGGCAUAAGACAGUGUCCCACAGGUUAUUAAUAACAAUAGUAGUUAUGUGUACAGGUAAUGUAUGGAGACCCAGUAUUGCAGUACUAUGCUGUUUGGAUACAUUUUUAGUGUGCAUACCUGAGGUGUGUGUGUGUAUGCUGCUUCUUGGUCUAGGCAAGCCUUUAUAAAGUCACAGUACCUAAUCUGUUGUCCCCACUUCGCCAUUAUUUUUGUGUCUUUUUUAAUAUAUAAUAUAUAUAUAUAUAUUAAGAUUUUCAAAUUAUCAUUUAGAAGCAGAUUUUCCUUGUAGAAACUAAUUUUUCUGCCUUUUACCAAAAAUAAACAAACUUGGGGGAAGAAAAGCGGAUUAACUUGGAAAUCCUUGACCUUAAUGUAUCCAAUGGAUCUUAGCAAUCGUUCUUUCUGUGUGUGUUUAUUUCCUGCUGAAUUUUAUUAGAAGGAAACCUUACUGGAAGCUUCUGGACUCUUCAUCCCAUUUCUGUUCUGAUAUAACACAGUAUAGCAUGAUGUCAUUGUGGAAAACAGCUGCACUGGUGGCUGCUGGAGCAGUUAAUCCUGGGUCCAGUGAGGGUUUGGGGAGAGGAAGUCUUUUGUCUCAGAGCCAGACUUCAGCAGAUGAUAAUGGACUUGUGUAAGCUGUUGGUCUAUUGAUAACUGUCAUCUCCAAACAUGCACAGGUGGCGGUAUAAUUAUUUUCAGGGCUAUUCUAGAAUCACCUCAGUAUGUGUUUCCUUCUUCCAAAGCCAGUCUAAUAAUAAAGGAUCUUUCCAUAAAGGCA